Molecule: messenger RNA, 3171 nt
Organism: Pelmatolapia mariae (spotted tilapia)
Lineage: Eukaryota; Metazoa; Chordata; Actinopteri; Cichliformes; Cichlidae
Gene: drc3
Product: dynein regulatory complex subunit 3
Exons: 12
Coding region: 1-1509 (502 amino acids)
Cellular component (GO): cilium
Molecular function (GO): protein binding
Source: RefSeq, a predicted model, not a curated record
AUGGAUAAAGAGGUCCUGCAGCAUGCUGUGCAGGAACAGUUUAAACCAGAUCACAUCCUGCGUUUUCCAGAUGCGAGCCAAAUCCACUUUAAUGAAGUCCAGAAAUUAAGACUGGAGUACAAAAACAUCCUGAAGAUUGAUCACUUAUGGGACUUCUCAUCUUUGUCCAAACUUGAGUUAAAUAACAAUGCUAUAGAGAAGAUCCAGGGACUGGACCAUCUGAUUAAUCUGACGUGGCUUAAUCUGUCAUUCAACAAGAUUGAGAAAAUAGAGGGUCUGGAGUGUGUGCAGAAGCUUGAAGUGCUGAAUCUAUCCAACAACAAAAUCUCUGUCAUUGAAAAUAUGGACGCACUUGAGAACCUAACUCAUUUCCUCAUUUCAAACAACCUAAUUGGACAGUUGGAUAAUGUCCUCUACCUCAGGAAGUUCAAGAACCUGGCAGCGUUCAACCUGUUUGGAAAUCCUUUCCUAAACGAGGGUGAUUACAGAUUUUUCAUCGCUGCCUACAUUCCAAAGUUGAUGUUCCUAGACUCCAGAAUACUUGACCAGAAGACAAGAAAGGAAGCAUCUAUCAAAUAUCACUAUGUCCUUGAGAAAAUGAGACUUGAAGAGCUGGAGCUACACCAGGCUGAUGAGGCUCGACAAAGACACGAAGCUGAGCUAAAAUUACACCGAGAUGCCUUUGUGGAGUUCCUUAAUGGCUCUUCUCUGUUUAGGAACAUGUUUAAAGAUGAUCCAAAAGCACAAACACUGCACUGUGCACCAGGAGUGGAUUCUCUGAUUCAAAGAUUUGAGCACCAAAUGGGGGAGCUCUGUACACAGUUAUUUGAAAGGGGCUUGGCUGAGCACAAACGAAGGGAGACAGAGGUGAAGUCUUUCUUCAGUUGCCAAGAAAAGGCUGUGACAGACUGCCAGGGGAAGGCAUCGCAGAUGUUAGCAAAGUUUAAUCAUGAACACAAAGAGAGGACAGAAGAGUUGCAGCAGUUAUCCGACCCAGAGGUACGCAAAGUCAAGAUUGACCACUGCAAUGAUGAAAUUAACUGGCUCUGUAAAAACCUCAUGACACUGGAGUUUCAGCUGGUCAGCGAGAUGGAGGAGAAGAUCAAAACUUUUGAGAGCAGCAUCUCAGACAUGGUUAGACACUUCAGUGAAAUCACGUUCUCCCACUGUCGAGAUCUUGAAGAUGACUAUUAUCAGAAGAUGCAAAUAGUUGCUGCUGAAAUCUUGCAGACAGUGGCCAGAGACGCCCGGAAGGAGGACUUGCCAGAUGAUGUUAUAAUGCUGUUUGAAGACAGAGAUGCAGUGAUAGAUGCACUGGCCACAGCCCACGAUAACCACCUCCUGAAGAUCAAUGACCGAGAGACUCAGCUGACUACAGGCAUCAGUGCCUGGAAGGAGGCCCUCAUUAAGGGGAUACGAGAUGAGGAACUGAAGCGGAACCGCAUGAACAUCUCAGACAUCCACAGAUACGUGGAUAAUUUGAGGGAGCAGCUGGAGGAGUUGAUAUAGUGGAAACCACUCGGCAGCCUCAAGAACACUUCAAAAACCACUGUCAGUGAAUACAGUUGUAUUCACAAAUGAGGGUUCAAACACUACCACUAAAAGAGAAAAAAAGAUACAGAGCAAGAACCUAUACUGAAAGGUUGCUGGUUCAGUUACAGGCAGAGACACAAAUCCACUUUGGGGAAAGGAAGGGCAUCUAUACAACCACCUCUGCUCACAACAAAGAAAACUGCAGUUCACUACAAACAAAUUCAGAUGAAGACAACAUCAAUUGCCCUGAAUUUCUCUAUAAAAGAUUCAUUUAUUGGUGAAAAGGCCAAAGUGACCAAGGAAAGAUAAGCAAAACGGUGGGGUGUAAACAAGGAAUCUUAAAAUCCAAAAGCCCUUGAAGAAGUGAAAAGUGGAGGUCGGAGGUCAAAGAAAAUUAAUAGAAAAUAAAGAGAAGAAAGUUAUAAGUGCAAAGCGGGAAGUGCUGAAUGUCAAGAAAGCACAGAAAGGGAAGAAAAGGAGAAAGCAGCAAGCAAAAAUACAAAACAACUGUUGGAAGUGCAGAAAGCAUUUGAAGAGGAGAAAAGUGUAACACAGAUGGCAAAAACGAAACUUCAAAACACAAAACGGGAAGCGGAAAAUGCCAAGAAAGAAUUACAGGAAGUCCUUAAAGCACUUGAAGAGGAGAAAAGUAAAAGGCAGGAGGCAACAAAUGAACUGGAGAAUGCAAAGAAGGAAGCUGAACAGCUAAAGGAGUUAUUGAAUGUCCAGAAAACACUUGAGGAAGAAAAAGGGGUAAACAGGAGGCAAGAAAUGAGACUGAAAAUGUAAAGAAGGCAUUGUACAAGCUCAAAAAGCACUUAAGGAGGAGAAAAAAAUGCAAGAGACAGCAAAAGCAAUGCAAAAUACAAAGAAUGGUGAAAAUAUAAAGAUCAAAUUACUGGAAGCCUGGAAAGCAUCGGAAGAGGAAAAAUGUAAGAUAAGAUAAACUUUUAUUAGUCCCACACGUGGGAAAUUUUGGUCAGUGUGCAAUGCAGUAAUGUAUUCAUAUGUUUGUUUGUUUGUUGAUGUUAUUUUUUUUGUCAGAGACUGUUUGCAAACAUCUCUUGCUUUCUUCCCCCUGACCCCUACCCCUGCCCCAUUUAUUCCCACCACCCUACAUCAUCCACUGAUAUUCCUGACUUAGGAAACACCCAAGUGGACAUUUUUACAAAGAACCAAAUGUACUGAUGAAGACAUCAUGGCCACAAGCUGCCUCAGACCAUCCACACUACACCCCCAUGUUUGACUGUUGUCAUGAAUAAACUAAUAUAUUGGUAUAAAUCAGAAAGGAGGAAAAUUGUUUUUCACAGCACUGUAAAUGAGCAUUAGUCUAGAAAAGACGGUGGUGUAUGUGAAUAACGUGUCUUCUUUUUUCCAUCAUGGAUGUUUAACCUGUAUUUGUGGACGGCACAGCAAAUUAUGUUUUUUUUGGAAGCGUUCCUGAGUCCAUGCACUGGAAUAGCACCUGUGUGUAAUGCAGUGAUUUUGAGCCUUGUCUCUUAGGCAGAGAUUUUCUCUGAAUCUUUUAAUGAUUUUAUGUGCUGUAGAUGAAGAGAUAUUUAGUCUUUACAAUUGCAUGUUAUGGAACUGAAAUUGUUACACAAUUUGUAUACACUGUUUUUUUUCCAGAUUGGUGAG